AGUUUAUGAUGUCAUCAUGUAGACUUCUUACAAAGUAUUUUACAGUAUCUUAAAAAUACAAAAAUACAAAACACUAAAGUAUUUUGAUACAAAAUACGAAGCUAUUUUCAUCAACCCUAUCAAAUACAAAUUACAAAAUACUAUUUUGUAUUCGAAAUACGUAUUUGAAAUACAUGUAUCAUAAAUACUGCCCAUCCCUGUUCAUCAGCAACACCUGUUCUUUGAACUGAUCAGCAAGAAUGUCACUUUUCUACAUAAUAUUCAAUGCUUUUAAAAUCAAGAUGCUCUAGGUCACCUAAGCACACGUUUGGGAGACAUGCUGUGCAAUUGCUUACUAAGCAAAAUCUGAUUGAAAAAUUGAUUUUUUCUUUGGUCUUGUGUCAGAUUUUUUCUGAGUUUGCGUGUGGAUUACCCUGUAAGAAAACUGGUUUCUUAAUUACGGUACAUUACAUCUAAUUGUUAGUCACACCUUAACAUUCUUUAUGUAGAACUCUUACAAUAAAGAUUGAGCAAACAUACAAUUAAAUUAACCUCAGACUAAACUAAACGAGUUUGACCUGUAUAAACAACAAUUUAUUGUAUGGAAUGAAGAAUCACAUGAUAUGAGGGUGAGAAAAUGAGAGUAUGUUCAAUUUUGGGUCAAAUAUCCCUUUAAAUACAUCUUAUAAAUUUCUAAUAAAGAGGAAAAUUAUUUUCCUUAGACCCUCCGUAUGGUACAUUUACCUGUUUUAUGUCACUUUUUAAUUUUUUUUGAUAAACUUUCAUUUUCUCAUGAAGACCCACCCAUUCUGAUAAAUGGCCGCUGAAACUGGCAAGCUACACUGCACAGCAUAAAUGAGUACACACCCUCUGAACAAAUACAAAAGAUGUAUUUUCUUUAUGAUCACUAAUACAAUUCAUGGCAAAACUAAGAUGGCAAAACUAAAAUGUAUUAAACAUAUACAUAAUAAAAACUGAGAAAUAUGUCAUUAAUAGCCAUAAAAUAAGUAAAUUAGCCAAUUUUGUUUAAAUGAAGGAUUGCAGAAAUGAGUACACCCUAGAUUUAAUUCAACAAAUGUAUAAUAUUCUAGUACUUAGUAUGCCCUCCAUAAUUUUGAAUAUAUUGCUCUGACCCUUCUUGGCAUUGAGUGUACAAGUUCUUGACAAAUUGUCACAUCAACAAUGCAGGGAAUAAGGAAAGGGUAACAUCUUCUGUUUCAAGAUUGUGUAUUAAAUUACACAGUGGUGUGGGAAUUCAUGACAGCAUUGAUAAAGCACAACUCUCUCACACCUUCAGCACUCAUACAUCCCUAUAUAAGAGCUUUACUACCACUGAACUUUACUGUGGGAACCAGGCACUUCUCACUGUACUCCUUCUCUAGCAACACCAUAACAUUUUGGACGCUGUUAGAUCCAAAAUGAUUGAUUUGGUCUCAUGAGACCAGAGUAUUGAUUCCCAGAAUCUAUAUUUUGUAAAUAUGGGCUUUGGAAAUGGCUAACUGACUUUAUUGUGCUUUGGCUACAGUAGGUAGUUCCAGUGAGAACAACAACCAUGCAUGUCAUUUCUGCAGGCUGCAUCUUACUCUGUGAGAUAAACAGUCAAUCUUUUUAUAGCUUUUGCUGGCUCUGAGACACUCGCUUGGUAUUUCUCCAGCUCUUUGUCUAGCAAAAAAAAUCCCUCAUCACUAAAUGAAAGCUUAAAAUGAAGGCCUGAUUAUUUCAGGGGCCUUGUCACAAGUCCAUUGUUUUUGAAUUUCUGUGUUACUUUUGCUAUAUUUUCACACUUAAAACAAUGAUUUGGUAAUCCUCUUGUACCACUGUCCUCUUUUGUGCUGAGAAAUAAGUCUCCUGACAGUUCUCUCCCAAGUGCUUCCAUUGUUGUCAGCAUCAAGUCUUAGAAUGAUGCAGUGGGCUACAUAACACUUUAAUUGUCAAGAAAUUACUUCUCUUUAAAUGUUUUGGUUCAACAUACUUACCUGUUGAUCAAACAUUGCCGUAAACUUACUAAAUAAAAUGAAAUAAAAAUUUUCUUGUGUAUCUUUUAGGAGGGGGUACUCAUUUUUGUUACAUAACAUUUUAUCACCUUGAUAAGAAUUUUAUUUUCUUGAAUAAUUUUGACAUGCUUCUUUGGUAAUUGAUUAAGAAGACUUGCUGGAACAUUUUAUCUCUAAAGAACCAUAACAUGUCUUCUAAGUAAUUGAGUAAUUGCUGACUUUCAGAAGUUUCAGAGGGGGUGUACUCAUUUAUGCUGUGCACUGUAUUUCGAUCACCUCCCCAUCAAAGAUGGAUACGCAAAUCUCAGUUAUUCUUCUCUUCAUUCUUUUCACUGGAUAUACAAAAUAAAAUAAAAUAAAAUAAAGUACAAAAAGUGUUGCUAAUGCUGGAUGACCAGCAAGGCUCUUGUGACCAGGCAACAACCUGCUCCAAUAGAUUCCCAAUAGAUUUCCAACUGCUUAGGUGCAACAGUAGAUGUUGUUAAGUCCAUUAUGAUUGAUUGAAAUGUAUUGCUAUAAUUUAUUGGUGCUGUGACAGUGUUAACGUAAAUGAUGUUGAAGGACUACAACAAACAGCUGGUACACAUGUUCUGGGAACGUAAAAUUUCUAGCGGGGUAACCUGUCACCUAUAACGUUCCCGGAAUGUACAGAGACGUUUUAAGGGUUUUAAGGGUUGGGGGACGUUAUUUGUUGGACCUUCAGGGUAAUAAAGGUUAAAAUAGUCAACAUGACUACAAUGGUUCAACCUUAAUAUUAUGAAGCGAUGAGAAUACAUUUUGUGCGCAAAAACAAAACAAAAAUAUUUACUUUAUUUAACAAUUGUCAUCAAUCAUACUUGAAUUACUUGAACACCCUUUUAAAAAGCAUUAUGUGUCCACAAAGUUUUGGAACAGAGCUUCUCAAAACACAAACAAUGUUUUGCUGAAACCUACAGAAGUAUAUUUCUUAACCUCAGAGCUCAUACAUGUUAUUUUUACUUUCAGAACCAUACUGUUGCACUUUAUUUCUCAGCUAGGCAAUAUAACCCAAAAAAACUUGAAUAAAAACGACCUGACCGUGAAGCCUCGGAACACCACGGCAAAAUGUAAUUAAGUAAAAACACAAGUAUUCAGUUUAAAUUGCACUCAAAGACUCAAGUAAAGUACAAAUACCCAAAAAAUAAUAUGUUAUUAGUCAAACACCCAGCAUUUGUUAGGUUGGUCAUAUUAUGCAUUUGUAUCCAUUUAUUUAAUGUGUUUGGCAACAGUUGUCUAAACAAACAGUCUCUUUGAGUGAAAUAAGAAUGUGAACUAUUCAUAGACUGGUUCCUCGACAACAUUUCAUUACAUCAGUUGUACCUAAAGCAAUGUUGUGUGUGACAGUCAGUUCCAAAGAUUUAGCAAACACAAUACAAAUGUUUUUGAAAACCAAAACAAGUCUGCUCUGUGAAUUUUUUUUUUUUUUUUUUUUUUUUUAGUUCAGGCUGCAUGUUUUAGCAAUUAAAUGCAUGGUCUAGCUUUCGAAGAUCUUAAUAUAAAACAAAAAUAUAUAAAACAUAUGCUAAUUAAAAACUUUGAGCACAGUAGUUUGUGGUGGGUGGAAAUCAACACCAGCACAUGUACUUGCUGGUACAUUUAUCAUUUCCAAAGGAAAUAAUCAUUUUAAGUUAUACAUUGUUUUUGGAUUUUGAUUGGCUAAAUGUUUUUAUUAUUCAUUAGCUGGAAAAAAAAAAUCAACAAUAUCAUUUCUCUGUGCCGUUGUCAUUAUAGUUGUGGUGGGCACUUUGCUAUUCAUAUUUUUAGGAAUUUUAAGAAUUAUCUUUAUAGUUAUCAUUAUAUUUAUUGUCCUUAGUGUGAAGAGACCUUUAAAGGGAUAGUUCACUCAAAAAAAAAAAAAAAAAAGUGUUUUGUCUUGCAGGUUUGGAAACAUGACGGUGAGCAAAUUAUGGCAGAAUCUUAAUUUAAUGAGAUGAACUAUCCUUUUAAAUCUACUUUUCUUAUAAAGAACAAGAUUUAUUUCCAUACUAGACCCCUCUGCUGAAGUUAAUAAUUUAAUCUACUGUUUUAUUUCAUUGUCUUUCUGUUAAACUUUCAUUUUCUCAUGAAGAUCCUCCCCUUUAGAUAAGCUAUAUAAUGGGCACUGAAACAGGUGCAUUAUUACAUUCACCUCCUGAUCAAAGAUGGAUCUGCAAAUCUCAGUUUUUCUUCUGUUCAUUCUGUUCACUGCGGGACACUCUCUCAGCUGUUAUGGGUGUCUGUUGGGCUCUUGUACACAGACAACAUGCUCCAGUGGAUUCACCAACUGCUCCAGUUUAACAUAUGCUGACAAUGCUACUGUGGGGAAGAUUAGAGGUUGUGUUCCAGCAAGUAGCUGUGUAAAUGGGUUUGUCAGCUUCGGCUCUGUAAAGGCCUCUACUUCCUGCUGUAACACAGACCUGUGUAACUCCCAAGAUGCUCCAGAGCCCUCUAACACCCCAAAUGGAAAGAAAUGUUACAGUUGUAAUGGAUUAACAAUACAGAACUGCACAAACGUUUUGAGCUGUUCAGAGACUGAAGACCGCUGCUUUAAAGCAGGGACUGGUGUAAAUCAGACAGAUGUUGUAAAAGGCUGUGCCUCCAAAUCAGUUUGUGAUGCAGCACCAGCAGCAGAAGCUAGUUUUAACAUUGGGAACUUCACUUGUUGUGAGGGGAACCUGUGUAACAGUGCUCAGAGUGUCUCCCAGAGCUUCCUGUUCCUCUGCUGUUCUCUGCUCUCCUACUUCCUGCUGCACUGA
This is a messenger RNA of Ctenopharyngodon idella (grass carp), 4726 nucleotides long. Its product is annotated as urokinase plasminogen activator surface receptor-like. Lineage: Eukaryota; Metazoa; Chordata; Actinopteri; Cypriniformes; Xenocyprididae. The record is from RefSeq and is a predicted model, not a curated record. The transcript is spliced from 5 exons. Bases 4133 to 4726 code for a protein of 197 amino acids.